Conger conger (European conger) is the source of this 1254-nucleotide messenger RNA. RefSeq names its product myeloid associated differentiation marker b (gene myadmb). Gene Ontology annotation, cellular component: membrane. NCBI's taxonomy places the organism in Eukaryota, Metazoa, Chordata, Actinopteri, Anguilliformes, Congridae. The transcript is spliced from 2 exons. The record is from RefSeq and is a predicted model, not a curated record. The coding region runs from base 367 to 1251 and encodes 294 amino acids.
UGGCUCCUAAAGGGGAAGAGGAGGAGGGAGGAGGCAGGGAUGAGGGGCAGAGAAUGAAAUGGAAACAACGAACGAAAUUUAAGACCUAAUUUGGUUAGGACUGGGCGGGAUGGUGCCAGGGAAAGGUCCCUUGUCUUCUGUAGUGGUAAGAAAGCGCGAGAAAGCGUCGUGAGUCGUGUGCCUCGGGGCAGGAGAGCGAGAGUUAAAGAGAAGCGGAGUGCAUAAAGAAAAGGCGCAAGAGUACGCCCGCGUCCCCCAUCGGCCGUUACCCCUGUCGUCCCGGACAACGGUGCUCCUCGGAUUCCACAGCCCCCCCCUGGGUGGCCCGACAGUUCCACGCCCACAGAUAAGCGAAAGUAUCCCACAAUGCCCCAGGUCGUGCUGCACUCGUCGCCCCUGCUGUGGACGCGGCUGGUCGCCAUGAUCCUGGCGUGCGUGGCCUUCAGCGUGGCGGUGCACGGGGCGUACGUCUCCCACGGGACGGGCGACUGGUGUCUGUUCUGCUGGGGCUUCAGCUUCGUGGGGACGCUGGUGGUCCUGCUGGUGGAGGCCUUCGGCCUGCAGACCCGCUCCCCCGUCUCCUGGAAGAACUUCCCCAUCACCUUCGCCUGCUACGCCGCCCUCCUCUGCCUGUCCGCCUCCAUCAUCUUCCCCCUCUACUUCCUGAAGGGCUACAACAGCGGCAAGACCAUGCGCGACUACCGCAUCGUGGCCACCGUCUUCUCCUGCCUGGCGACCGUGGCCUACCUGACGGAGGUGAGCAUCAGCAAGGCGCGGCCCGGGGAGGUGGUGGGCUACAUGGCCACCGUGCCCGGCCUGCUCAAGGUGUGCGAGACCUUCGUGGCCUGCGUCAUCUUCGUCUUCGUCAGCGAUCCGCCGGCCUACGAGGACCACGCCGCGCUCAAGUGGUGCCUGGCGGUGUACUGCGUGUGCUUCAUCCUGUCGGCCGCCAUCAUCGUGCUGUGCGUGGGCGAGUGCACGGGCUGCCUGCCCUUCCCCUUCGCCCGCUUCCUGUCGGCCUACGCCCUGCUCGCCGUGCUCUUGUACCUCACCGCCGCCAUCAUCUGGCCCGUCUUCCACUUCGACUCCAAGCACAGCCGCCACUCCCGCCGCCCCAGCUCCUGCAGCGGCGGCUCGGGGCUCUGCCCGUGGGACAAGCUGGUGACCGUGGCGGUGCUCACCGUCGUCAACUUCCUGCUCUACCUGGCCGACCUGGUGUACUCCGCCCGCCUGGUCUUCGUCACGGUGUGAGGG